GCCCCUGCUCCCCACGGGGCCAGUGCCAGCCCAGCAUGGGCGCCAACACCUCGUCCGCCAACGUGGACACCAACGCCUCCUCCUCGGUGGUGGGCGGCAGCGCGUGGAGGGGCCGGGAGCCCUUCUCCGUCUUCACCGUCCUCAUCCUGACCCUGCUGGUGCUCCUGACCGUGGCCACCUUCCUCUGGAACCUGCUGGUGCUGGCGACCAUCCUGCGAGUGAAGGCCUUCCACCGGGUGCCCCACAACCUGGUGGCCUCCACGGCGGUGUCGGACGUGCUGGUGGCGGCCCUGGUGAUGCCGCUGAGCCUGGUGAAGGAGCUGUCGGCCGGGCGGCGGUGGCGGCUGGGCCGGGAGCUGUGCCUCGUGUGGGUGUGCUUCGACGUGCUGUGCUGCACGGCCAGCAUCUGGAACGUGACUGCCAUCGCCCUGGACCGCUACUGGUCCGUCACCCGGCAGCUGCAGUACACGCUGCUCGCCCGCCGCCGCAUCUCCAAUGUCAUGAUCGCUCUCACCUGGCUGCUCUCCGCCGCCAUCUCCCUCGCCCCGCUCCUGGGCUGGGGCGAGACCUACAGCCCCGAGCAGGAGCGCUGCCAGCUCAGCCAGGACCCGUCCUACACCAUCGUCUCCACGGGCGGGGCGUUCUACCUGCCCCUCUGCGUGGUGCUCUUCGUCUACUGGAAGAUCUACAAGGCGUCCAAGUUCCACAUGGGGGGCCGCAGGAGGAACGCCGUGGCGCCCCUGCCCGAGGCUGCCCAGGUGAAGGAAGCUUCUCAGGAACCACAGAUGGUGUUUACAGCACGUCGUGCAGCUAUCACUUUCCAGACAGAUGGAGAAACAUGGAGAGAACAGAAAGAGAAAAAGGCAGCUCUGAUGGUUGGCAUCUUAAUUGGAGUUUUUGUACUGUGCUGGAUCCCUUUCUUCAUCACAGAAUUAAUAAGUCCCCUCUGUUCCUGUAACAUCCCGCCCGUCUGGAAAAGCAUCUUUCUUUGGCUUGGCUACUCAAAUUCUUUCUUUAAUCCUCUCAUUUAUACAGCAUUUAACAAAAAUUAUAACAAUGCCUUCAAGAACCUUUUUGUAAAGCAAAGAUAAAAGGAGACACAGAAGAGAAAAUUAUUAUUGCAUUAUAGAGAGAUUUCUUGAGGGAAACAUUCCUGUGAUAUGUACAGUUUUUAUGCACAAGAGCUACUUGAGGGGAUUUAGGAGCAGUGAAAAAGAAGAUGGAAGAUGUCUGGAUAUAAACCUACUGAGAGUUUACAGUUCCCCUUUAGAAAUACAUAUGUAUUGUGCCAGGGUUUGGCAAAGAAGGUGGAGGCAGGGAAUGCCUCUUGUCUGCUCUUCAAACCAUCACGGGAAGCGGUGUAUGUGUCCAGUGCUGCGGCUGUCACACCCAACACGGCUGAUCCUGCCCAGCCAGCCCCGGGGCCGUGCUGGAGCUCUCCUCAUUAGCAAAGGCACCGCUGGGAGCUGCUAAUUGAGCAAUACUGACAUGUUUGUGACAUGGGCAGGAUGCUGGCUUCGGUUUUGAGGUUUAUUUGGAAGGGAAUAAACAUUCUGCAGUUAAUCAGUCCUUGAGCUGAUGUGAUAUUAAAGUAGAUGACCAAGCAGCUGAGAAACACAUCCUGCCAGGAUUGAGGGGCUGUGUGCUCUGCAAGCAGCAGGACUUGAUGGGCAGGCCUGGUCAAACGGGGGUCAGCUGUGUCCCAAACACAAACAGGUCACAAACAGGGGUUAAGUGAAACUUUAGAGGCAAGUACAGAAUUAUUCAGAGCCCCUGAGAUUGUGCUCUCACUGAUUGCAAAGGAGGAUCUAGUGAGGAUUUUUCACUUGUGUUGUCCUCUCACUCUGCCAGGCUCAGGCUCUCCCUGUUUAAUGAAACCCAGGUGAGCUCAAGAUAGAAACCAACGCCUCCAAGUGAAUGAAGACUGUAUGUAUGGUUAUUUCAUGCUGCCAUAAAACUGAGCAGGCAUCUGUGUUACAAACAGCAGCCAGGAUGUUCAGUCACACCAGGUGUGCUGGCAGCUGCUUGGCAGUGCUAGGUGAGUACCUGCACCACGUCUGGGGCCCUUGCACCAUAAAUGUACUCAUCAAUCUGGGUGAAGUCAACAAUUUGUCAGCUAGCAUCAGCUUCCUCCUGCUGUAACAAAGGGGUGGAUGCCAUCAGGUCUGACUCCCCAAAACCCAAGCCUUAAAUAGUUUUCCCAAGAUCUGACAAACACCCCUGCCCCAACAAUAUAUACAUAAAUAAUCUAUUUCCUUCCAUACUGCCAAGUCCAUCUUGCUUCAUAUUUGUUUCUCUGGUGGGUUUUACUUCCUCCCCUGCUCUGAGUGGGAGAGCUGACAGCAUCUCUGAGUAUUUCUAGCAUGGCAGCUUUUUAUUGACACAGAGUCCCAGGAGGCUUAAGAGAGCUUGGCUGCAUCUCAGGAGCACAGUGUAUGGUGAGGUCAGGCAGUGCUGUACCUCACACCUGCAGUGCUGUGACAGUCCAGUGUGAUCUGCUGUGCCUGCAGCCGCAGUCACCUGUGUGUCUUGCAUUCCUGCAGAGGAUACUUCUCUCAAUUUCAGUGGGAAUUCAGAAGUCUUAAUAACCUAGAAUUUCAAAAAGUUGUUAGAUAAUGACUCAGAAUUAAAUGCCAAUUUAAAUAA
Messenger RNA from Cyanistes caeruleus (blue tit), 2646 nucleotides. Its product is annotated as 5-hydroxytryptamine receptor 5A-like. Gene Ontology annotation, molecular function: G protein-coupled serotonin receptor activity. Gene Ontology annotation, biological process: adenylate cyclase-activating adrenergic receptor signaling pathway; positive regulation of MAPK cascade. NCBI's taxonomy places the organism in Eukaryota, Metazoa, Chordata, Aves, Passeriformes, Paridae. The record is from RefSeq and is a predicted model, not a curated record. Gene Ontology annotation, cellular component: plasma membrane.